Messenger RNA from Dreissena polymorpha, 2361 nucleotides. RefSeq lists its product as uncharacterized. The record is from RefSeq and is a predicted model, not a curated record. Bases 1 to 2361 code for a protein of 786 amino acids. NCBI's taxonomy places the organism in Eukaryota, Metazoa, Mollusca, Bivalvia, Myida, Dreissenidae. The transcript has 4 exons.
AUGCCAAAAGCUGCCCUACAGGAUGAUGAGCGACCUACGGAUAUGCCAUCAUUAAAACAGAAAUCGAGUUUGUGUCAAGAUUUUUAUUUAGAAAAUAAAGACAAACAAGCAAUCAGAAGACUGCAGAAGAUUUCCAACCUAAGGGGAGAACUCAGACGCUUGAAAAGUAGAUACAGACAAGCAGAGAAACAAGGUCUGGCAGAACUGAGAGAUGAUGUACGGAAGGAGAUCCAGUGUUUACGGAGAGCAGAGAAUCUGAGCCGGAAGAGACACGAGAGAAGGCGAAAGAGAGCUCAGUUUACUAGCAAUCCAUUUCAGUUUGUGAAGCGUUUGCUCGGAGAAAAGAAAACAGGCGAACUUCAAUGCACAAAAGAGGAGGCAAACAAGUACAUCAAAGAUAUGUACAGUGACAGCGACCGUCACAAGGCACUGGGCGAGUGCGACAAGUUGCUCACACCAGAUGAUCCUGAACAUGACUUUGAUUGCGCAGAACCUAGGUUGCAAGAAGUCAAGGACAUUGUAAGGAAGGCCAGAGCGUCUUCAGCACCAGGACCCAAUGGAGUACCGUACAGAGUAUACAAGAACUGCCCCAAGAUCUUGCUACGGUUGUGGAAGCUUAUAAAGGUUGUUUGGAGGAAAGGAGAGCUUUGCAGAGAAUGGCUGAAGGCAGAGGGAUGUUUUAUUCCUAAAGAAGAGGAUUCGUCAACCCUUGGUCAAUUCAGGACUAUCUCUUUGCUGAACGUGGAAGGGAAGAUAAUCUUCGCUGUCCUUUCAAUAAGAAUGACCUCUUAUUUGCUUCUGAACAAGUACAUAGAUACAGCUGUGCAGAAAGGAGGAGUACCCGGUGUAUCUGGGUGCAUCGAGCAUACCAGUGUCAUCACCCAAAUCAUCAAGGAAGCACGCGAGAACAAAGGAGACAUCGCAAUGUUGCGGCACUAUUUCGACGGCUUCAUCAUGAGAUUUUCAACAAGGGCAAUAACCACUGACUGGCAGAGGCUGGAAGUAGGCAUCGUUACCGGGUGCACAAUUUCAGUGGUGCUGUUCGCAGCAGCCAUGAAUCUGAUAGUGAAGUCAGCGGAGAAGCCAUCCAGAGGACCCAAAAUGACUUCGGGGUGUAUCCAACCACCAACGAGGGCAUUUAUGGACGAUAUGACUAUUACAGCAAAGUCGUACGUCGAGGAAAGGUGGAUGCUGCAAGACAUUGGCGAACUUAUCGAGUGGGCCAGAAUGAAGUUCAAACCCCAGAAAUCAAGGAGCAUGGUUUUGAGGAAAGGAAAGAUUCAAGAGAGUGCAAUAUAUAGAAUCAAAGAUCAGCUCAUCCCUACUGUUAAGGAGCAACCAGUGAAGUGCCUCGGGAAGUGGUUUCGAGACUCACUCAAUGAUCAACAGAGUAUCAAAGACAAGGUAGUGCAAAUGGAGAACUGGUUGAAAGAUGUGGACAAGUGUGGUCUGCCAGGAAAAUUCAAGGCCUGGAUUUACCAACAUGGCAUCCUACCACGCCUAUUGUGGCCGCUGCUGGUGUACAGUGUACCGUCAUCAACAGUGGAAGCAAUGGAGAGGACAAUAAAUUCAUUCCUCAGACGGUGGAUGGGGGUGCCAAAGAGUUUCACCAGCCUCGGUUUGUACUGCACAGGCAGCAAGCUGCAGAUACCUCUCAGAUCACUGACGGAGGAAUACAAGGUCACAAAGGCUCGGAAAGUCAUUAUGCUACGAGACAGUAGAGAUGAGAAGGUUAGAGAAGCAGGAGUGCAGGUCAACACCGGGAGAAAGUGGAGGGCUGACAAGGCAGUUGAAGAGGCUGAGGCUCGUCUUCGGCACAGCGACAUUGUCGGUAAUGUCGCACAUGGGCGACUAGGCUUCGGAUGCGUCACCCGUUCGCAGUGGAGCAAAGCCAGUGCAAAAGACCGACGCACCCAAGUGCAGGAAGAAAUUCGCCGAAUGGAGGAAGAAUCCAGGCUCACCAGAGCUGUUACCCUACGGAAACAGGGAAAAUGGCUGAACUGGGAGGGAGUACCCCAGAGAAAGCUUACAUGGAAUGCGAUCUGGACCAUGGAAAGCGACAGACUUAGUUUCUUGUUCAAGUCUGUCUACGACGUGCUGCCAAGUCCAACAAACCUAGUGACUUGGGGUCUUGCCGAAAAGCCAGAUUGCAAGCUCUGUGGAAGACCAGCGAAUCUGGAGCAUGUCCUGAGCUCAUGCAGGACAGCCCUGUCUGAUGGUCGAUACAGAUGGCGUCACGACAGGGUUCUUGCUUCAAUCGCCGAUCAUCUAGAUCAAGCACGAAAAGCGCAGAAGACGACCAACAAAGGCCCCUCAUUCAUUUUCUUUGUCAGAGCCGGAGAAGAAGGGGCAAAGGCCUAA